AUGUCAAUUCUCUCCUAUAUAACAACCGGUCUAACCGGCUACUUCGCCGUAACUGUCUCCUUCUUCGCCUUAUCCGCCGCCAAAGUACCCAAAGCCGGAUUCAUAGCCCGCUGUCUAUCCUCGUACGCUUCUCUGAUAAUAUGCGCUACAUACGGCGUUAUUGCAUCCAUAGUCCUGCGACUGGUCGGAUACGGCCGCGUAUCGCAAUGGGCUACUGCGCGCAGUUUCAAAUGGGUUAUGUGGUUCGCUACAGGUGUACAUUUCGAUAUAAUCGAAGGCGAGAAAUAUCUCUCUACUCGACCCGCCGUCUUUAUCGGAAACCAUCAGACGGAGUUGGAUGUGUUGAUGCUGGGCGCUAUCUUCCCACCGUAUUGUAGCGUGACCGCUAAGAAAUCGUUGAAAAGUUGGCCGUUUUUGGGCUGGUUUAUGGCUUUGUCGGGUACGGUGUUUAUUGAUCGUGCGAAUCGUGAGACGGCGGUUAAGGCGUUUGAUGGUGCGGCGAGGGAAAUGCAGGAGUUUAAACAGAGUGUUUUUAUUUUUCCGGAGGGCACGAGGAGUUAUGCGACCAAGCCGGAGUUGUUGCCGUUUAAGAAAGGGGCGUUUCAUUUGGCCAUCAAGGCCGGUGUGCCUAUUGUCCCUGUUGUGGUGGAGAAUUAUCCUCAUGUGUUGAAUCUGAAGAAGUUGCAGUUUGAGGCUGGGGAGAUUAAGGUUAAGGUGCUACCUCCUAUUGAAACGAAGAAUCUUACACCUGCGGAUGUCGACAAGUUGACUACCGAUACGCGCGAGCUUAUGCUCAAGACGUAUACUGCAUUGUCGAACAAGUCCGCGCAGCAACUCGACGGUGCAGUGACUCGCGGAUCUUCCACUGCUGUGGAGAUCUAA
Messenger RNA from Talaromyces stipitatus ATCC 10500, 882 nucleotides. Its product is annotated as 1-acylglycerol-3-phosphate acyltransferase (AtaAp), putative. The coding region runs from base 1 to 882 and encodes 293 amino acids. Gene Ontology annotation, cellular component: membrane; endoplasmic reticulum. Gene Ontology annotation, molecular function: 1-acylglycerol-3-phosphate O-acyltransferase activity. The transcript has 2 exons. Gene Ontology annotation, biological process: phosphatidic acid biosynthetic process. The record is from RefSeq and is a predicted model, not a curated record. NCBI's taxonomy places the organism in Eukaryota, Fungi, Ascomycota, Eurotiomycetes, Eurotiales, Trichocomaceae.